Molecule: messenger RNA, 9372 nt
Organism: Cynoglossus semilaevis (tongue sole)
Lineage: Eukaryota; Metazoa; Chordata; Actinopteri; Pleuronectiformes; Cynoglossidae
Gene: col12a1a
Product: collagen, type XII, alpha 1a
Exons: 56
Coding region: 678-9212 (2844 amino acids)
Biological process (GO): cell-matrix adhesion; endodermal cell differentiation; cell-substrate junction assembly
Molecular function (GO): extracellular matrix structural constituent; proteoglycan binding; integrin binding
Source: RefSeq, a predicted model, not a curated record
UUUUUUUUUGCGAAAUUAUUCUAUUUCCCCAUUGUGGUCAUAGCUGAAUAGUGAACAGACUCGCGUGAUUAUUGUUUAUUUUCUUGUCUCCACGCUACAAACAAGCGGGCGAAUUUAUUGUGUUUAUUUAUUUUUAAGCCAGAUUAAAAAUGCCUCGUUAUAUUAACCACAUGCGUUCACAUCCAGUCUUUGUGUGGCCAAACUGCUGCCUCCGUGAAACCACACUGGCACUUCAAUGGAAACUCAUUAUACGUCGACAGACCAGAGGAAUGCACUGGUGGAAGGAAAGAACAAAAAUCAUGUCAUUUCCAAAGAGUGAAUAAUUUUUUCUGGAUGGGUGUUGGUGGGGGUGAGGGUGAGAGGGAGGGAGGGAGGGGGGCACACAGGGAGGCAGCCCUCGUAAGAAGCCCAUAUGAUGGUAAACCGAGAGCUGGGAACUGCCCCCCCUGUUAAGUAGCCGAUGGUGGAAAGAUUCUUCCCAUUUGGAGGGAGAGGCUUUACCUCCUCAGACAUCUGCCGCCGGAGCUUCCAGUAGCCACACAGGAGACACAGGCACUUUCUUUCCAGAGGGGGAGGCAGAAAGAAAGGCUGUUCUCGAACACUGGUGUGUGCCGUAUUUAUUUUGGGACGUUUUUGAAUAGAGUGAUUGAUGUUCUGCUGACCGCUAGAGAGCAAACAUGAAGAUAGGGCUGUCACUGGCCGGGGCUGCCUUCUUCGCAGCCCUUUUAUCCUCCAUAGACGCUCAAGUGGAGCCUCCCUCAAACUUAAAUUUUAAAAUUCUAAAUGAAAACACAGUGGAAAUGUCAUGGAACGCGCCCUCAUCGUGGAUAGAGGGCUACAGAAUACAAGUUGUCUCAGAUGCAGAUGAACCAACUAGGGACUUUACUCUUGAUGCGUAUACCACUACAACCUCAAUCUCUGAUCUGACCCCAGAACUGGACUACUCAGUGUCCAUUAGCUCCUAUUAUGAGUCAGAGGAGAGUAUUCCCAUUUUUGGGCAACUGACCAUCCAGGCCAGUAACACCAGCACACGAGUCAGGAAGCCACAGUCAGAUGCAAUCAAGUGUUCGGUCAGUGCAAUAGCAGAUCUGGUUUUUCUGGUGGACGGUUCAUGGAGCGUGGGCAGAGAAAACUUCAAGCACAUCCGCAGUUUUAUUAGCUCCUUGGCCGGAGCUUUUGACAUUGGCACCGACAAGACGCGGGUGGCUGUGGUUCAGUACAGCACAGAUACACGUACAGAGUUCCCCUUGACCCACUACACCAGAAGAGGAGACCUGCUCCAAGCCAUCAACCUUCUGCCAUACAAGGGAGGAAACACCAUGACUGGCGAUGCCAUAGAUCACCUGCUGAAAAACAUCUUCACGGAGGCAGGCGGCUCCAGAAAACAUUUUCCAAAGGUAGCCAUGAUCAUCACUGAUGGAAAAUCCCAGGAUCCAGUGGAAGAGCAUGCGAAAAGACUUAGGAACAUCGGAGUGGAAAUAUUUGUCCUAGGUAUCAAAGGAGCCGAUGAGGAUGAGCUAAAGGAAAUAGCCUCCACACCUUAUAACAAACACGUCUACAAUGUCCCCAACUUUGACGUGAUCCAGGAAGUUCAGAAAAGGAUCAUAAGAGAAGUGUGUUCUGGUGUCGAUGAGCAGCUCAGCUCUCUGGUCAGCGGAGAAGAAAUGGUGGAGCCGGCGUCUAACCUGCAGGUCACAGAAAUUGCCUCAAAGUCAAUGAGAGUGACAUGGGAUCCUUCUGUGGGCGAGGUCACGGGGUACAAGCUCACCCUGAUUCCCAUGCUACCUGGAAUGAAACGCCAAGAGCUGUACAUAGGACCCACUCAGACAUCCAUCAACAUCCGUGACCUUUCACCCGAGACGGAGUAUGAAAUCAAUUUGUACGCACUCAAAGGUCUGACUCCCAGUGAACCCAUCAUAGCAAUGGAGAAAACCCAGCCAGUCAAGGUGACAACAGAGUGCUCUCUGGGAGUGGACGUUCAGGCUGAUGUGGUCCUACUUGUAGACGGCUCCUACAGCAUUGGAUUACAAAACUUUGCCAAAGUCCGUGCCUUCUUGGAGGUUCUGGUUAAUUCUUUUGACAUCGCCGCAGAUAAGGUCCAAAUCAGCUUGGUCCAGUACAGUCGUGACCCACACACUGAGUUUGCCCUCAACACCCACCAUGAUAUCAAUGCUGUUGUCAAAGCUGUGCGCAGCUUCCCCUACCGCGGCGGCUCCACCAACACUGGCAAAGCCAUGACCUACGUUAGGGAGAAGAUCUUUGUUGCUUCUCGUGGAGCCAGACAAAACGUCCCCCGUGUCAUGGUCCUGAUUACAGACGGAAAGUCAUCUGACUCUUUUAAGGACGCAGCGACCAGACUGAGGAACGUCGAUGUGGAGAUCUUUGCUGUUGGUGUUAAAGAUGCGGUGAGGUCUGAGUUGGAGGCCAUUGCUAAUCCUCCAUCAGACACCCAUGUGUACGAGGUGGAGGAUUUCGAUGCCUUCCAGAGGAUUUCCAAGGAGCUGACUCAGUCCAUCUGUUUGAGAAUUGAACAGGAGUUACUUAACAUCAUAAAGAAAAGUCUGCUUCCACCCAGUGACUUGACGUUUUCUGAAAUUACCUCUAGAAGCUUCCGUGCUUCAUGGGUCCCACCUACUACUGAGGUCCUGUCUUAUCUGCUGCGUUUCCGUAAGGCUGAGGAUGUCACGGGAGACUACAUUUCCAUGGCAGUACCUGGUGAUACCACUACUGCUGUUCUGCCCCACCUUUACCCCCUCACAGCCUAUGAGGUCAAUGUCUUUUCUCAGUACGCCAGAGGAGACAGUUUUGCAUUAACUGGAACAGAGACCACACUUGAAGAGCAAGGCAAGGUACGGAACCUGGAAGUAUCCGAGGAGACAACUAACAGUUUCAGGGUAUCUUGGGAACCUGCUCCAGGUUCAGUGGUCCGAUAUCACCUGACCUACUUUCCACAAAACGAUGCUGGAAACAUUUUGCAGACACAGACUGCUGGACCAGAGACUACCACGGUUCUCACACAGCUUUUGCCCAUCACCACCUACCGAGUGUCUGUGUCUGCCGAAUAUUCCACUGGCCUAGGGGAACAGAUGCAGACCACGGGUAUCACCAAGGAAUUACGCGGCUCUCCCCGAGAUCUCCGCGUCUUUGACGAGACCGUAUCGACGAUGAAACUGGCAUGGCAGGCUGCUCCAGGGAAUGUCCUUCAAUACCGCAUUGCCUAUAAACCUUCUGAGGGUGGUGAGAGGAAAGAGAUAUCUGUCAAAGGGGAUACUACGCAGGCUUUGCUGAAGAACCUCCAACCAGCCACAGAAUAUGAGCUGUUUGUCAGUGCUCGCUAUCCUUCUGGUGUAGGCGAUCCUCUUCUGGGAACUGGGACAACCCUAGAAGAGCUCGGUUCACCCCGGGACUUAGUGACCAGCGAUGUCACUGACACCAGUUUUGCCGUGUCCUGGACUGCGGCUCCCGGUAACGUCCGUCAAUACCGCAUCAAAUGGAAAUCUCUGUUUUCUGAGGAGGAGGGUGAAAAGACAAUACCUGGAGGCCAGACCGCCACCGUUCUGGACGGCCUUACACCAGAGACACGCUAUCAGGUGUCUGUGUUCGCUGGUUACGGUCGUGGAGAAGGCCAGCCACUGGCCGGAGAGGAAACGACAGACAUCUCGGCCGCUGGCAGAGCGAUUGCAGUCUCAGAAGAAACUGAGAAGAGCAUGAGAGUAACCUGGUCAGCAGCACCUGGAAACGUGGUCAACUAUCGUAUCACGUACAAACCACAGGCCGGAGGUCGCCAGCUAGCGGCGAAGGCGGCCGGAGGCACCACUACCACCGUGCUGAGGCGCCUCACUCCCCUCACUACCUACGACAUCAACGUCGUGCCCGUGUACCGUUCUGGAGAAGGCAGAGAAAGGCAAGGAGUAGGAACAACAUUGUCACCUUACAAAGGUCCUAGAAACCUGCAAACCUCUGAGCCCACCAGGACUAGUUUCCGUGUAACCUGGGACCCCGCCCCUGGUGAGGUUAGGGGAUACAAGGUCACCUUCCACCCUGCAGAGAAUGACAUUGACCUGGGAGAACUUUUGGUUGGUCCCUAUGACAAUACUGUGGUCUUAGAGGAGCUCAGAUCUGACACCAAAUACUCAGUGAAUGUGUUUGGCAUGUUUGAUGGAGGAGAGAGUGUGCCAUUGGCUGGAGAGGAGAAAACCACACUUAAAGAUGACCCUGACACUUCAUAUUUGCCGCCAACUGAUGUGACCUGUAGGACCACUUCACAGGCAGACAUCGUUCUGCUGGUGGACGGUUCAUGGAGUAUCGGACGUCUGAACUUCAAGACCAUUCGCGCCUUCAUCGCCCGUAUGGUGGGAGUCUUCGAAAUUGGUCCAGAAAGGGUCCAGAUUGGCCUUGCCCAGUACAGUGGGGAUCCCAAGACUGAAUGGCACUUGGAUGCCCAUAAAACCAGGGAAUCGCUGCUGGAUGCUGUGGCCAACCUGCCCUACAAAGGAGGAAACACUUUGACUGGCUUGGCUUUGAACUACAUCCUUCAAAACAACUUUAAAGAGAACGUGGGGAUGCGACCCAAAGCGCUGAAGAUCGGUGUGUUGAUCACUGACGGCAAAUCCCAGGACGACGUCAACGUCAACUCUCAGAGUCUGCGCGACCAGGGCAUCGAGUUGUACGCCGUCGGUGUGAAGAACGCUGAUGAGAACGAGCUGCGGUCCAUCGCCUCAGACCCCGAUGACAUUCACAUGUACAACGUGGCCGAUUUCUCGUUCCUGUUCGACAUCGUGGACAGACUCACCGACAACCUUUGCAACAGUGUCAAAGGAGCAGGAGGCGCACCUGAUGCCCCCACCAACCUGGUUACAUCUGAUGUGACCCACCACUCAUUCAGAGCCACCUGGACUGCUCCCGAAGGCCCUGUGGAGCAAUACCGCGUGGAGUACAUGACGGUGUCUGGCCAACCACAACAGGUGCUUGUUGAUGGUUCUCAGACCACAGUUGUCCUGCAGAAGCUCAACCCACUGACCCAGUACAUGGUCAAUGUCUACGCUGUGACGGGAGGAGAGAGCAGUGAGCCUCUCAGGGGAACUGAGACCACACUGCCCCUGAGCGCCGUGAGGAGGAUGGAUAUCUACGACGAGCAGGUCACUACCAUGCGUGUUCGAUGGGAGGAGGCGCAAGGAGCCACCGGCUACAUGCUGCUCUACAGCGCCAUCAACGCCACCGAGCCCUCCGUCGAGCAGGAGCUCAGAGUGAGAGGAGACACGACUGAUGUCCAGCUGGUGAAGCUGCUCCCCAACACGGAGUACUCUCUGUCCCUGUUCGCCCUACAUGGAGAAUCAGCCAGUGAACCACUCACCAAGAGGGGAGUCACCCUGCCUAUGCCACCACUAGGUGAACUGAAGGUCCGCGAUGUUACCCACAGCACCAUGUGGCUUUACUGGGACGCCGCUCCAGGUCCCGUUCGCCAGUACAUUGUGACCUACAAGUCCGAGGAUGGAGAUGUGAAACAGCUGGAAGUCAGAGGCGACGUGACCACCACGCAGCUGCAGAACCUAAUUUCACAGACGGAGUACGCUCUGUCCGUCACUCCGGUCUAUGACGAGGGACGCGGACAAACCAUGCUGGCAGAUGCUGUUACCGAUGUGGUUCCUGCACCAAAGAACUUGCGGUUCUCUGAAAUUACCCAGACGAGCUUCAGGGCAACCUGGGACCACGGAGCCCCUGAUGUUGCGCUGUACCGCAUUGGAUGGAGCAAGAGGGGAGAGAAUUCUUUCCAAUAUGCCAUUCUUAACAACGACGAGACCACAAACGUCCUGGUGGACCUGGAGCCGGACACGCCUUACGACGUGACCGUCACCGCCAUUUAUCCAGAUGAAUCAGAGAGCGAGGAUCUGAUGGGCAACGAGAGAACACUGCCCAGGCAACCUGAUAGCAGACUGCCCAAUGCUGCUCCUACUGACUUGGUUGUGUUCAACGAGACCACCACCACGCUGAACGCCAGGUGGAAUCCAGCUUCAGGCCGUGUCCAGAACUACAGGAUCACUUAUGUGCCCACAUCUGGAGGCAGGAGCCAGACAACUCAGGUUGGAGGCAAAAAGACCACGGUGUUGCUUCCAAAGCUGACCCCUGACACUGAGUACUCCAUCUCUGUGGUGGCCGUCUACGCCCGGGGAGUCAGCGGCGAGCUGAACGGCCUCGGAAAAACCAAACCCCUGGGCGGCGUCAGGAACCUGAGGGUGACCAACCCCACCACCAGUACCCUUGAUGUCCACUGGGAGCCCGCCGAGGGAAACGUUCGCCAGUAUAGGAUCUCCUAUGUUCCUGCACGUGGAGGAAAGGAGGAGAUGGUGCAGGUAUCAGGCAACACCCACAACACGGUGCUGCGGAACCUUGACUCCGACACCGUCUACAUAGUCACUGUGGCUCCUGUGUACACGGCCGGCGAGGGACAACGUCUAUCUGAGAAUGGCAAAACAUUGGAGCGCAGUCCUGUGAGGAACAUCCAAGUUUUCAACCCCACUACCAACACCCUCAAUGUUCGCUGGGAGGCUGCAACUGGACCAGUCCAGCAAUACAAGGUCAUCUACUCACCCGUGACUGGAGUCAGACCCCCGGAGUCGACCUUGGUACCAGGGACCACAACCACAGCCCUGCUGCAGCAGCUGGUCCCAGACACAGAGUACAAUGUGGGCGUGGUUGCCGUGUACAGCGACGGCGAAGGACCCAUCAUUGCAGAAGAGGGAAAGACACUGCCCAGAGGUGGUCCCAGAAACAUGAACGUUUACGACCCCACCACCAGCACCCUCUCUGUAACCUGGGAACAUGCGGACGGCCCCGUCAUGCAAUACCGCAUCACAUACGCUCCAACUGUAGGAGAUCCCAUUGAUGAAUAUACAACAGUGCCAGGAAACAAAAACAAUGUCAUCCUGCAAAACCUGGAUCCAGACACGCCUUAUAACAUCAAAGUCACCGCAAUCUAUUCCGAUGGACCCGGAGGAGAACUGGAAGGAGACGGACACACACUUGGCAUGCUGGGCCCCAGGAACCUCCGUGUGUCAGACGAGUGGUACACCCGCUUCAAGGUGUCCUGGGAUGCUGCUCCCUCCAGGGUCAAUGGCUACAAGCUCGUCUAUCAGCCCGAGGGCUCUGAUGAGUCCAUGGAGGCGUAUGUUGGAGACGUGACCACCCACCAACUGCACAACCUGAAACCUGGAACAACCUAUGACGUGAAGGUGCUGGCGCAGUACAACACAGGCUUCAGUGAGCCUUUGGUCGGACAAGGAACCACAUUGUACCUGAACGUCACGGACCUUCACACCUACGACGUUGGCUACGACUCCUUCUGCAUCCGUUGGGCUCCUCACAGAGCGGCUACCUCUUACAGGCUGAAGGUCAAUCCUUUUGACUCCUCAAAGAGGGGGGCGCAGGAGGUCACCGUACGAGGCUCGGAGAGCAAUUACUGCUUCGAUGGUCUGUCUCCAGACUCACUCUACAACGCCACUGUGUUCACUCAAACCCCCAACAUGGAGGGACCUGGAGUGAGCGUCAAGGAGAGGACACUGGUUAAGCCCACAGAGAGGCCCACUGAGCCCCCCACUCCUCCUGCUCCAGCCACUGCCCCCCCUGCUCUGGAUGUGUGUAAAGGUGCCAAGGCCGACCUGGUCUUCCUCAUCGACGGCUCCUGGAGUAUUGGAGAUGAGAGCUUCGCCAAAGUCAUUCAGUUUGUUAAGAGCAUGACCGGAGCCUUUGACGUCAUCAGCCCGAAGGGAAUGCAGGUUGGAUUUGUUCAGUACAGUGAUGAUGCCAAGACAGAGUUCAAGCUGAACACCUACCAUGACAAGGGCGUGGUGUUGUCAGCUCUGGAGAAGGUUCGCUACAGAGGAGGAAACACGAAGAUAGGAAUCGCUCUGAAGCACGUCUACGAGAGAGUGUUCACCUCGGAUGCAGGGAUGAGGAGGAACGUCCCCAAGGUGCUGGUGGUGGUCACUGAUGGACGCUCCCAGGAUGACGUCAAGAAGAACGCAGAAAAGCUGCAGCAGGCCGGCUACAGUGUGUUUGUGGUUGGAGUUGCUGAUGUUGACGUAGCAGAGUUGAGACUCAUCGGCAGCAAGCCCAGCGAGAGACACGUGUUUUUGGUCGACGACUACGAUGCCUUCGAUAAGAUCCAGGACAACCUGAUCACCUUUAUCUGUGAAACGGCGACCUCUACCUGCCCCCUGAUUUACAUCAAUGGAUUCACGACACCUGGUUUUAGGAUGCUGGAGGCCUUCAACAUCACAGACAAAAACUUUGCAGGGAUGAACGGUGUGUCCAUGGAACCAGGCUCCUUCAACAGCUUCAUCGCCUACAGGCUGCACAAGGACGCCUUCUUGAAGCAGCCCACCAAGGAGGUCCACCCCGAGGGUCUUCCACCAUCUUACACCAUUGUCCUGCUCCUCCGCCUGCUGCCCGACACACCCAACGAGCCUUUCGAUAUCUGGCAGAUUUCGGACAAAAACAACAACCCUGAAGUCGGACUGACUGUCAAUCCUUCCAGUAAAACAAUCACAUUCUACAAUAAGGACACCCGAGGAGAGAUCCAGAAAGCCACGUUUAAUGAGGAGCAAGUGAAGCGGGUUUUCCAUGGGAGCUUCCACAAGCUGCACAUCAGCGUUUCUCCAGAAAAAGUCAAACUCAACCUGGACUGCCAAGAGGUUGCGGAAAAGCCGAUCAAAGAGGCCAACAAUAUCACACUUGAAGGGACUGAAGUGCUUGGCAAGAUGGUGAAGUCUGGAGGCGGAAGAAAGCAAUCUGCAACAUUCCAGCUCCAGAUGUUUGACAUUAUCUGCAGUUUGAGCUGGAUGAACCGGGACAAGUGCUGCGAACUGCCCGCCACGAGAGAUGAAGCCAAAUGUCCAGCCCUACCUCACUCAUGCACGUGCACACAGGACAGCAUCGGCCCUCAGGGGCCACCUGGACCUUCGGGCGGCCCAGGUUCUAAGGGACCACGAGGAGACCGAGGAGAAUCUGGCAAACCUGGUCCAGUGGGUCCACGUGGUGAGUCAGGACCCCCAGGCUCAAUGGGACCACCUGGCCCUCAAGGUCCUAACGGACUAUCUCUACCUGGAGAGCCUGUAAGUGUACCCAGACUCUACACACCAUAUAUAUUUAUAUGUACAUAUAUAUAUGAAGCGUGGCCAAUUAAAACAUCACACAGGAGUAUGAGGUGGAGUUAAUGCACUUUCCUUCACGAGUGUUCUGUACGUGUGGGUAUAAAAGUUGGGAGUGAGAGUGGUGGAGCAGCUGAGGAGCAGAUCUGUGGAAGAUUUACAGCUACAGUUAAAACACAUCACACUCCCAGCUAUAGGCAGCGAGGCCGCUCCUCUGUUUUCUUAC